Molecule: messenger RNA, 7490 nt
Organism: Rhinolophus ferrumequinum (greater horseshoe bat)
Lineage: Eukaryota; Metazoa; Chordata; Mammalia; Chiroptera; Rhinolophidae
Gene: GAS7
Product: growth arrest specific 7
Exons: 14
Coding region: 416-1846 (476 amino acids)
Biological process (GO): actin filament polymerization; neuron projection morphogenesis
Cellular component (GO): plasma membrane; actin filament; cytoplasm
Molecular function (GO): actin filament binding
Source: RefSeq, a predicted model, not a curated record
UGAUGCUCCAGAUCCCACCUCCCCGGGGAGCUGCGCAUUUCCGCACGCCAGGGCCGCCCCGGCCGGCCCUCUCGGCGGCAGCCCGCGUUCCUCGUACCCGGGAAGUUGUCUCCCGAGCCUGCGGCGCCUGGGUCUCCUCCCCCCGAGCCCCGCCCCCCCCGCCCAGAGCUGGGAUCUGAGAGCUGCCCGGUCCGGGGGCGUCGCCGUUUGCUCUCAGAAGCCAGCGAGUCUUCGCUUCCCUGCGUGGAGCGCACGUCCCCCGCCUGGCCGGGGACCCUUGUACACCCCCGAGACGGCGCGUGCCCAGAGCGCGGGAGCCCGGGGCGCCGGGCGCCUAGGACAUCGCGGAGCCGCUGCCCAACCCGCGGGGCUCGGCAGGGAUGCAGGCUGCGCUGUGAGCCCGGGCGCCAAGGCCAUGUCCGGCGCCCGCUGCCGGACCCUGUACCCCUUCUCCGGGGAGCGGCACGGCCAGGGGCUGCGCUUCGCCGCGGGCGAGCUGAUCACGCUGCUGCAGGUCCCGGACGGCGGUUGGUGGGAAGGCGAGAAGGAGGAUGGGCUCCGCGGCUGGUUCCCAGCGAGCUAUGUGCAGUUGUUGGAGAAGCCUGGAAUGGUCCCCCCUCCGCCAGGAGAAGAAAGCCAGACUGUUGUUCUUCCACCUGGCUGGCAAAGCUACCUGUCUCCUCAGGGGCGGCGUUACUAUGUCAACACGACCACCAAUGAGACCACCUGGGAGCGUCCCAGCAGUUCUCCUGGGAUUCCAGCCAGCCCAGGCCUUCUCAGGAGCUCUCUGCCUCCAACAGUGAAUGGAUACCACGCAUCAGGGACCCCAGCGCACCCUCCUGAGACUGCCCACAUGAGUGUCCGAAAAUCCGCCGGUGAUACCCAGAACCUGGGAUCCUCAUCACCAGGCAAAAAGCACAGCAAGGAAAACACCAUCACGAUAAACUGUGUGACAUUCCCUCACCCAGACACAAUGCCAGAGCAGCAGCUGCUGAAACCAACUGAGUGGAGCUAUUGUGACUAUUUCUGGGCUGAUAAGAAGGACCCGCAAGGCAACGGUACAGUGGCUGGGUUUGAACUGCUGCUUCAGAAACAACUGAAGGGCAAACAGAUGCAGAAGGAGAUGUCAGAAUUCAUCCGGGAGAGGAUAAAGAUUGAAGAAGACUACGCCAAGAACUUAGCUAAGCUCUCUCAGAACUCCUUGGCCGCACAGGAAGAAGGCUCCCUGGGAGAAGCAUGGGCACAGGUGAAGAAGAGCCUUGCAGAUGAGGCAGAAGUUCAUCUCAAGUUCUCCGCCAAGCUUCACAGCGAGGUAGAGAAGCCCCUGAUGAACUUCCGUGAGAACUUCAAGAAAGAUAUGAAAAAGUGUGACCACCACAUCGCCGACCUCCGCAAGCAACUCGCCAGCCGCUACGCCGCAGUGGAGAAGGCCCGGAAAGCCCUCACGGAACGGCAGAGAGACCUGGAGAUGAAGACCCAGCAGCUGGAGAUCAAGCUGAGCAACAAGACAGAGGAGGACAUCAAAAAGGCGAGGAGGAAGUCCACACAGGCUGGAGAUGACCUCAUGCGCUGUGUGGACCUCUACAACCAGGCCCAGUCCAAGUGGUUUGAAGAGAUGGUGACCACCACAUUGGAGCUGGAGCGGCUGGAGGUGGAGAGGGUGGAGAUGAUCCGGCAGCAUCUGUGCCAGUACACACAGCUGCGGCAUGAAACGGACAUGUUCAACCAAAGCACAGUCGAGCCUGUGGACCAACUGCUUCGAAAAGUGGACCCAGCCAAAGACAGGGAGCUGUGGGUUAGAGAGCACAAGACAGGCAACAUCCGCCCUGUGGACAUGGAGAUCUAGAAGGGCGCGUGCGGCCCCGGGGGUCCUGCCAAGGAGAGGGGCUGAGGGACCAAUGGAGAGGAGGUGGUGGUUCCCAUCAUGGGGCCUGCUGCUGAGUGGGGCUGCCCUCCCACCCACUCUCCUGGUCCACUGAGGAGAGGGGAGGGUGUGCUGAUUCCCCAAGAAGCUGGUUUUUCCAGUACAGCCUGGAUGGCCCUGCUGGGAGCUCCCCAGUGUUCCCAGGCCAGGAAGAUGGAUUCACAGCCCUGCUCUUGUCUCUGAGGCCGAAGCCCCCCCAGCUGCCGUGCCGUGCUUGCCGCUCCGAGAACAAACUGAGGCUGGAACUUUAUGAUCUCUACUGAGCAACAUAGGGGUCACCUCCCCACCCAGAGCCAGCUAGGUCACAUGUGUGUGCCCCUGGAAGCCCCAAAGCCCUUCCUCCGGCUGGCCCCCUUGUCUCCAGGGCUUUGAAGUGUCAGGGGAAGGACGUCUCUGUCUCCAAGCCAAGUGUCAGGAUCAGAAUUGUGGAUAGAAGUCACCAUUCAUCUGAACAGCCCACGCUCAGAAUCCUUUGCAGUCCUCUAUUUUUCCCAUUGCAUUCUGGGAGCCCACAUCCUGCUCUUCUCUGUCACGUUUCAUCAUCAAGGGUCUUGGGAAGCAGGCUUGGCUCCUGUUUUCCCAGAAUGACCCUGCCUGGAGAGGUCAGGAUGGAACUACCUCAUUCAGCAAAUUAGCCCUGAGUCAGAGCGUUGGAUUGUGUUUCCUAUUAGAGCAGGUAUCUUCUGUAAAGUCUCCUCUCUGGAAAUCCCAGUGCACCCAACCUUCAGACACUCCCUCUUCCUACCCCACCCCCUCCCAGGCCCUUAAUGGGGCUGGGUCAGUCCUGUGUGGGAGAUGGUUUGGGGCAAGUCUUUGUCAUCCCCCAGAUGCUCCACCUGCUUCUGCAUGGCUGGAUUGGAACUGCUGUCCCUUGUAUGGUUUUCUCUCACUGGUGGUCCCUGUGCAGGCACUGAAGACUCAUGUGGCCACAGUAAGUUGUCACCUACUAGGCAGUGUCCUACCACCUUGGCUUCUUAGCUCCUUUUGCACAUUCCAGAGCCUUCCACCGAGCCCUGGCUUGGUGCUGGUACCAUUGUCCCCUUUCUCCAUCUCCUGAUUCCCGGAAAAGCCUGGUCUGAGUGUGACUUAGACAGUUUUCAGGGCUGCCAUCGGUCCUUGCUUAUCACUGUCUCCCUUUCCAGUGUGAAGGGGCCAGAGAAUAAAAGGGACCUGAAGGAGGUCACACAGCUAGCCAAAGAGCCAAUUCUAGCCUGGAACCCAUGCUCUAAGAACCCAUCUUUCUCAGUUAAUCUUUCCCAUCUAUUACUUCAAAUUUACAGGACCCAUAUACUUCACAGGAGGGCAGAAUUCUAAGAGCACAACUCACUGGUGUUUUUCACAAUCUUCCAUGUCGGUAAUUGAUGACUUAUUAAUCUUGAAUCUUUUGCACUUCUUUCAUUGUCAGAAUUACUCUCUCUUAGUUCAUGGUAGAAAGAUGUUAAAUAUAUACUAAAGCAAAUCAAAUUUUGUCAGUUUUCUUUUCUUACUUGAAGCAUCCCGGUCAAAAAGGUCAAUGUGAGGGAAGGCCUUAACCAACUUAAAGGUCAUUAGAAUGGAUCUGUCCAUGGCAUGGAGAACCACUCCUUCUACAUUGGGAGUUUGGCCAUGGUACCAGCUACCAAUUUUAAGAUACGAUUUCUUGGUUUCUUUACUGAAAAUGGGUGCUAGUAGUAAUUGCUUAGUAAACUAAUUUGUGGAUGAUUUUGAAAUAUUCAAAGCCAAUAGCCUUGUUAUUAACACAGAUAUUUUGAGUGGAUAUGGCUCGUUGAUGUUUGUCUUCUCAUUCCCAUCUGAGGAUUCCCUGGGACAGACGGAGCUCUUGCCUUUUCCAGGGUAGCCCGAGUUGGCCCAUUGUGGGCCAGUCUGUUUUCUGAAGUUGUUCUUUCCCUCUCAGUCCCUUACCUCAGCCUCGAUACCUUCCUCAUAUACUCCUUUUCUGUGUUUCUUUACUCCUUUAUUCAUUCGUCAAGUAUUUAGCUAAGGCCAAGCAUUGUGCUAAGAUCUGAGGGCAAGAUGUGGCCCUGUGAGCAGGGAAGUCCACAAUGUCUUAUUUUGUAUAGACUGAUCUUUUCUCCGGGGGUCUUACAUACAAGUACUCCGUGCAGAAUUUAGGUUUUCAGAGAUGCUCUUAUGUUGUGCUGAUAGAUCUGCAUUUAUUCAUUCAUUCUUUUACUCAGCAGAUACUUGGCACACAAGACAGGCACGCUCCCCGGUCCCCUCUAUUUUCCAUGUAGAUGGGACUAUUUAGACCUUUCUGGAAAAGGAGAACAUGGCGUCCCUUCCACAUUUAACCCACUGGGAGCCUGUAAUUACAAUAUAAGCGACCACCAUGCAGCAUUUACACACUGGGUCAAAGGUAGACAGCAUCAAGGAUUCAAUCACCUGGUCACGAGACUCUCACAGCCCAUAUCCAACUCGAAUUUCCAAGAUUUUUGUUUUGUUUUAAAUAACUCUCCUUACUUUACAAAGAGGAAGAAGGAAGCCCAAGCGUGGCCAGUAAGUGCUGUGAGAUGAACACAGGGAAUGAGGAGCAGGACUGGAGCCGAGAGUCCAGGCCCUCUGUCCCUGUUAACAGGGCCCCCCAGUGGGUCAAGUCAAGUUCAGGAUGAAGUCUAGAGUAUCUAAAAGUGCGCUCUGGGUAGGUUGUUGUGUUGUUCUGUUUUUGUUUAUGUUUCGGUGUUUAGGUUAUAAGAGGAUUUGGCUGGGUUUGUUCAGAGUGGGUGAGUCUGGGUUAUUCUUGAGCACAUCCAUUGUUCCAUGUUUGAAAUCAGGUGAGCGCUUGCUACUUGCCUCCACCUGGGAGACACAGAUGCACUUAGUUUUGUCUGUGAAAACCUGAUUUUAAGAAAAAUAUAUCUCUAAGACACAUGGUAUUCCCAGUGAGCUGGUUGCCACAACAACCUCCAAGAAAAGCCACUGUUCCUCUCUAGUUUUUCUAGUGCUUUGGAUCAGUAUUGCAAAGCACUGGCCAGCUGAACCACAGGGAUGGCUGUCCUGAGGUUCUGCCAGCGGAAUCACUCAGGGCCUUCUUUCCACCUCCACCCAAUGCCUGUGGGGCAGAAGGACUUCUGCAGUACGAGGCGCUUUGCUCGUUGGGGCUGGCCAGUGGCUGAAGCAAACAGAAAGUGUGCACACUCAUAAACCAGGGGUUUAUUUCUAUUCCCUUUGUGAAACCAAUUACUAGAUUUAGUGGGUGGGUGCAUACAUACCUUGCCUGAGCCAAAGUCCCUUCUUGGAAAUACAAGCCAUAAAAUUCAAAGGACGUCAAAGACCUCGGCUUGUUUAAAUGAUUUUACUUCCAGCUGUGAGCGGCCUCGACAAGGAGAGUUUACACAGGAUUCUGCAGUCCCGCUGGUUACUAUGUAGGUAGGGAAAGCACUUUGCAAAUGUUAAGUGGGGUACAGGUCAGUCGCAUGCUUACUUAGCCAGCACACCAUUUUAUUCCCAUAACCCAGCCCUCCCCUACAAGACACACUGCCUUUUCUUUUUCCAGGUUUAUUGAGGUAUUUAACAUACAGUGUAAGAGUUUAUAGACAUACAGUAAAAUUCACCCUUUUGAAGUAUUCUGUUCUGUGAAUUUGACAAAUGUAUAAAACCACGUUAACAACCACCCAAAUCAACAUAGUAUUUCCAUCACUGCAAAAAUUCUCCCAGACCCCUCUGUAGUCAAUCUAUUCCUCCCACCCCCGGCCCCUGGUAACCACUGAUUGAUUUUCCGACCCUAUAGUUUUGUCUUUCCUUGAACAUCCUAUAAAUGGAGUCAUACUACGUAGCUUUUGAGUCUGGUUUUUCUACCCAGCUGAGUGUGGUUGGGUCACCCAUGUAGUUGUAUGUCCAUAAUUUCUUCCCUUGUGUUGCCGCGCAGUGUUCCGUUGCAUGGGUGUACCACACUGCUUCCUUGCUGUUAAAGUGAGUUGUCUGCCCCAGAAGUUCCUGUUCUGGGGUCUUCAGCUUGUUUGCAUGGCUGCUUCUAGCCUGCUUCCUGUGGCUCACAAGCCUACUCCAAACGCCAGCUGUGCCCACGGGCAGUUCUCGGGGCUCACACUUGCCUUUUUGGUUCAUGUUAGGAUUUGACAAUGCAGAAAGCUGCAAGGAUUUGGGGAAGAGGGUGAGCAGGGCCCAGUUGCCUUCCACUGCCCGGAAGUUUGCAUCUCAACUAGCAGAUCCAUUUCCUCCUGGGAACCCUCAUGGCAGCUCACAUCGUCCUUGGCAUUCACUGAGCAUUUGGGAUGUGGAAGGCACACGGAUAUAGCAUGGAUGAGAAGGCACGGGGUGGCCUUGGGUUUAUCACGACCCUUUCCUGGGUCUCUUGAUUCAUCUGCAAACUGAAGGUAUUUGUUCUAGAAGGUCACUUAGGCCUCCUCCGGUCCCUGCAUUAUCUCCUCUCCGUCUCAUUUCCAAUUUUAUACCCUAUGCACAUGGUCAUACCCACUCUGGGUCCCAUCAGCACAGUUGUGCGUGGUGUUGCCUGAAAUCUUCAUGAGAGGGAUACCCUGGCAUGUCUCCAUGGAGACACAAAUGAAGCUAAAAUUAAGAGCUGUUGAGGCACAAAUGAGGCAGCUCCUCUUAGGACCGCCCAUGGUGACGACUCCUCCAAGCCGUGUCUUGAUCAUGCCCUGUUCAGUGACAGGUUGAGCUCUGGAAGGCAACCAGGCACCUCUCCAAGCAAAACCUGAGUCCUGGCCGGGCGAAGGUCAGGAAUGGGGAGCCCUGGCCCACAGGGUCCCGUGGCGGGGAGCCAAGGAUCUAUGCUGCUGGGAUGAUUCUGGGCUGAAUUUUGCCAGGGAGGACUCUCAUCAUCCCCCUCUCCCCAGGAGUUUUAUUCCUGUCAGGUCUUUUCCAAAGGUGAGGGACCCGAUUACUGUUUUAGCAGGUUUGACUAAGAAUAAGACCUGUGACAAAAAAGCAAUGUUCCAUUCUCCCUCUAGAUGGGAGGGUGAGGCUCUUUCCGGAGCCUUUGUUGGGAGGUGCCUCUGAGGGAGAGGGGUUGUGACCACCCUCAAUGUCUCUGCGCUAUUCAGGAGACAUUGACCCUUUGUGUUUCAGGGACAUUUCUAACGGGAUUGCAGUGGUAGAAUGCAAAGGGUCUGGCACAUGGGUGCUCUAAUGGGGUGGGUGUGACACAGGGACGGAGAGGGAAAACGUAUGUACCAGGGCAAGAGCACUGGACCGAGCCCACUCUGCUGUCUCAUUUAUCUCAUAACCUGAAGUCACGUCCCCUCCCAGGACCUCUGUGGACUCAUCUGUCAAGUGGAGACUCCCCUCUUCCAGCAUCACAUGCAGCAGACCGGUUUUCAGGAGCUGUGGCCUCCAGGCAGCCAUGUGGACCCAGGGAGAGACGUCCAAAGGGACACCAGCCCCAAAUUUACAUCUCUGCCCUUCCCUUGGGAAGGAGAACAUGGGAUGGGAGCUGGGGGCAGUCCUUCACAGACACGAGCACAUCAGCAAAUCCUAUGAAAGUGGAAUUUUCUAACAAAAUAAACUUGCUUGUUUGGUCUGUUUUCUGUAACUUUUGCUAAAUACUUUAUACAUUUUUAAUGUUAAAAAGCUGUGUCUCCUGCCAGCA